AUGGCACCAACAGCAGUUUCACAAAAAAUUGAAGACCUUGGCAAUACAUUGAAGCAAACCAAGCUUUCCAACAAGAUUGAGGGAGUUAUUAACUACGGUGAUCUUAAGGCUAAAGCUGCUAAUAUUCAAAAGGCUGAACAGGAAAACGAUGACGCAUACCCUUAUGAGUUUUUGCGUCCUUCGCAUCCUGAAAUCAAGUGGGAACCUAUUGGAGAACUUGAAUUCCAUGACGUUGGUCUGGAUGCUCCACAGGCCAAACGCGAGGAUAACUUAUCUGGAGUCUUUAGUAAUGAUGAUUAUUCCAACUUGUUCAGCAAGGCUACCAAGAUUGUUCAUUUGACUCAUAAAGUUGGCACUGAGUUACAUGGAGUUAACCUUGCUGAUUUAACAGAUGUUGAGAAGCGAGAGCUGGCUCUUUUGAUUGCUCGACGCGUUGUUGUUUUCUUCAAAAAGCAAACCGAUCUUACCAUUGAGAAGCAACUAGAACUUGGAGAGUUUUAUGGUCCUUUACACCGUCAUGCCACCACUGGGUUGCCUAAAGGCUUUGACGUCAACAACAAGGACACAAAGUAUUUGGACCAGGUGCACGUGAUUUGGGCUGAUAGUAAACGUCUUCCUCGCUCGUACAGUGCAUUCCCGUCGACGUUUUUGUGGCACAGUGAUGUAUCCUACGAAGUGCAGCCUCCUUCUUAUACGUCACUCAAGUUGUUAACUGCUCCAACUACUGGAGGAGAUACUUUGUGGAUUUCUGGAUACGAUUUGUAUGACCAAUUGUCGCCUGCUCUCAAGGUCUAUGUUGAAUCUCAUAGUGCUCUUCAUAGUGCUGUUGAACAGGCCAACGAUGCCAAGCGAGCAGGCACAACUGUUCGUCGUGAGCCGAUUGUGACUGAGCAUCCUCUUGUUCGUGUGCACCCUGUGACUGGAUGGAAGGCAUUGUAUGUUAAUCCUGGGUUUACACGAUCAAUUGUUGGUGUUCCUAAAGGUGAGAGUGAUGCAAUUCUCAAGUAUUUAUUUGAGCUUGUUGCAACUUCUCAAGCGGCCACUGUGCGAUUUAAGUGGGAGAAGGAUGAUGUUGCUUACUGGGAUAACCGAAUUGCAGUUCACUCAGCAACUUAUGGAUUUUAUCCUGAGCGCCGUCAUGGUGUGCGUGUGACUGCACAUGGAGAGAAGCCUAGUUAUGAUGCUGCUGGACAUUCUCAGCAGGCGGAUAUUGAUGAACUUUUGAGAGUUGUUCGUGACACAGAUGGGUCUUUGGGUGGUAACUACAAUGAUUAA
Molecule: messenger RNA, 1275 nt
Organism: Magnusiomyces paraingens
Lineage: Eukaryota; Fungi; Ascomycota; Dipodascomycetes; Dipodascales; Dipodascaceae
Exons: 1
Coding region: 1-1275 (424 amino acids)
Cellular component (GO): cytoplasm
Molecular function (GO): 2-oxoglutarate-dependent dioxygenase activity
Source: RefSeq, a predicted model, not a curated record